UCAAAUCGAGCAGACCUGUGUCGCUCCGUAGAGCGAGUUCCCAAAAGAAAAAAAGAAUUAUACGAAAUUCCGCCUGUUUUAGGAGCAGAAAAAAGAAUAAUUUUAAACCAACGUACACAAUCAGUUAGUUUCCACCGACAGUCCGCAGAAACCAUUCGACGGCAACGGAACGGGCGCGCGAUUGUCGGCAAUCCGAAAGAUAGCCAAAUAUUAUUGUUCAGACACUCAAAGGGCGUUGAUAAAAGAUCACCCAGACAACUGCAGAUCGAGUGGAGUGUUUUGAAAUCAGUGAAAUUCUGUGUGAAAAGUCGGCUGAAUAAAUUCGAUAAAUACAAGAAAAAAAGAGUUCCCAGCGAAUUUCAUCAGCUGGAGUAACUGAAGUGACCCACCGAACAAAUCGAACACAAGCAACCAAGCACCCAACCAACCAAUCGAUCGAUCAUGUAAAAGGACUUUCGGUUUCGUUACGAGUGUGCGAUAAAAAGCCGGAUCAGUGAUUCCCGGUGCAAAAAGGACUUUUUGUGGAAUAAAUCUAAAAAAAACUGCAGUGGCUAACACAACAACUACAAUAGAAGAACAACAAUUAAACAACAACAACGGGAGCAUCGUCAUAGAUUGUGGCUUCCCUGAAGCAACAACUUCUGUCUGCACUUGGUUUAUGUACAUUUAUAUACACUAGUAUAUACGCACAGAUAUAUAAAACAAAAACGAUCGAUUCUCGUUCCCGCGCGUGUGAUUGUGUGCGUUCCCAUGUUGCAUAUAUAUAUGCACAAAAUAUAUAUGUCUAGAGCCGACUGUUGCGACGACUUUUCUAUAUAAUCGGCUAGUGAGCACCCAGACAUCGAAAAGUUACACAAAUACACCAGCAGAUGCGGGUAUAUACGUAUAGCCAAAGUAGAAGAUAUAUAUGCGUAUAAGCUGAACGCGGCGCACUCUGCUCUGUUUUUUCUUUUAUAAUUACUUUUGUCUAAAAUUAGAAGACGUGUGUGUUGUGUGUGCCCCGUCCGUGUAUCCGUAUCCGUGAGAUACGUUUGAGUGUCCGCGUCUGCUAUAUCGCACAUCAUCAUCACCAAACACCAUCCAACAUCCACCAUCCACCAUACACGAUACACCAUACACCACACACCAUACGCCAUACACCAUCAUCAUCAUCGUCAUCAGAGAUCAGAGAUCUGAUCUGCGGCGGUGUGUGUGCCAGAAAAGACUCGUGAAUCAGACUACGGCUGCGACUACGGCCAACGGCUACGACUUCGACUACGGCUACGGCUACGGCUAUACCAUAUAGACGAGAGAUCGCGUAUACGGCCAGACAAACAUUAUCGUAUAUCUGGCGGCGAGGAUUACAAUUACAAGAGCAGCAACACGUAUACGCACACGACUGAUCGGCAGCCGAAGCUAGAGCCGAAACCGAGUAUCCGAACCCAAAUCCGAAUACGCAAACGAACACGAAUCGAGACGAGACGAGACGAAAAGAUCGCGCGCGUGAAAAACCUCGUGAAGAAAAGUGGGGAAAAAUCAAACGCCACGCGACCUUAGGCCCGUUCAAUUGAGGGGGCGUGCAGCGGGGCGUGGCCGUGCGUCGACUCCUGGCGAUCGCUCAAGUGAAACGCGGCGAAAUUCUGGGCAGAUAACAAAAAUGAGUCACCACAAGCAGCAGCAACAGCAACAACAGCAGCAGCAACAUCAAAAGCAAAGCCAAAACCAACAGCAAAAGCAAAAGCAACUAACGAGUGCGGCCAAGUGUUCAUAAAUUAAUGCUAGGAAUACAGUGUGUUAGACCAGUCCGAAAGACACUAUCCCCCUCUCUAUUCCCCUCGAACAGUCCGUCUCUCUCUUGCCCCUGCUGUCGCUCAAAAUGCUACGAAACUAUCGAAAGUAUUUGCAGGAUAAACGGAAAUACGACAAGCCACAACGACGAGGCAGCGACGGUCACAUUUGUCACGACUAGGCAAAUCGCAAGGACACAGGACACACCAACCCCUCAACAGCAGCAGCAGCAGCAGCCGCAGCAGCAACACCCAGCAAACCGCAGCAGCAGCAGCAGCAGCAACACGCAGCAACAACACUCGCUAUCGAGAUUUUGUACAUAAAGUCGGGGCAAUAGCAGCAACAACUUUGGAGGACGCCAUGUAUGCGCAACAUUUGCGCAAAUGGAGUCUAAAAACAAAAAAGCAACUAAUGCCAUUGAUAUUGCUAAUUAUCAGCUACAUGUUGCUACUAAACACAUGUGUGUCGUCGUCGAUGACGACGCAGCAGCAGCAACAGCAGCGUCAGCAACACCAACAACAACAGCAGCCAAGAUUAUGGGAAGGCAGUGCCAGUGCCGAAGAAAGCAGCUACUAUAUACCACUGACUUCGGAUAAUGGCAGCAGCGGGAGCAGUGAAAGCGCCGAGAGCAGUGGUAGCAGCAACAUCGACAACAAUAUCUUAAGUAGGCUGCUCAGCCGCACCAGCAAUAGUCUUAGUAGCCGUAGCAAUGUUAAGUUAAAGCCAGCAACAGUAUUCGACGCCGGCAGCAGUUCAGCCGCUCAGCAGGAGCAACAUGUUGCUGCCGUGCCAGAGCAGCAGCAGCAGCAGCAACAGCAGCAGUCAAUGCAAAAAGUUCCAAAUACGUUAAUCAAUAGUCAAAUAUAUAAUUUAUUAUUCAAUGGCAUGCCCAUCGAGGCGGCGAGCAGUAAAAUGCGUCGUCACAUUCAACCAACGCAGCAGCAACAUCAGCAACAUCAGCAAGAGAGUUUAGCGCCGCCGCCGAGCAACUACAGCACGCGGGCGGUACAGAGCUAUCUCAUCGAGUCCUACGAAGUGCCAGACAGCCAGCUGGAGGAUCGCAGUCCGGAGCAGGCGGCGCGAAGUCGACGCGACGGCAGCAACACCAACGGCAGCCGGCAGCAACAUCACCCCGGCAAUCGGCAGCAGUUGCAGCAGGAUAAGCGCGAUCAUCGCCGCCAGCGGCAGCAACAGCAGCAGGAGCAGCGUCAACUGCAACAUCAGCACAAGAGCAAUCACCACCAGCAGCAGCAGCAACAGAAUAAGCAGCGCAGGAAGCACCAGCGGAAGCAUCGGGGUCACCAGCGAUCGGAUCGCUACUGUUCCGCCCGGGAUCCCGCCCAGUUGGCCUAUGCGGCGCCCACCGUCUUUCAGGGCGUCUUCAAGUCGAUGUCCGCCGAUCGGCGGGUCAACUUCUCGGCCACAAUGAAGGUGCAGAAGGUGUACAAGCAGCAACAUGACCUGCAACUGCCAACGCUGGUGCGACUGCAGUUCGCGUUGAGCAACACCAGCGGCGAGUGUGACAUCUACAGGGAGCGCCUGUUGCCGCGGGGCCUGCUCCGAUCCGGAAACGAUCUGCAGCAGGCCUCGGAUAUAUCCUACAUGAUGUUCGUGCAGCAGACCAAUCCCGGCAACUUCACCAUCCUCGGCCAGCCCAUCAGGGUCACGCACUCGGUGAUCAAAUCGGUCAAAAUGGCUGUGAGCGAAAAUUAUGCACAGAACGCAUCGAUCACGUCGAUCACCUCGGUGCCGAACAAUACCACCAUCGAGCACGGCCGGGAGCUGAAGAUCGUCUGCAAGGUGUCGGGUCAGCCGCCCCCCAAGGUCACCUGGUUCAAGGACGACAAGUCCAUCAAUCGCAAGCGCAACGUUUACCAAUUCAAGCAUCACAAAAGACGUUCCGAGCUGAUCGUGCGCUCCUUCAAUAGUUCCUCCGAUGCGGGCAAAUACGAGUGCCGGGCCAAGAACAAAGCCAGCAAGACGAUCUUCAAGCGCCGCAUCAUGAUCAAGGCCUCGGCAGUUCUCUUUCCGUUGGACCAGUCGCGCAGCUCGGGCACCCCCUGCCACUUCGAAUUCUGCUUCCAUGGCGGCACCUGUAUGAUGAUAGCGGAUCUGAACGCGGUCUUCUGCAGUUGCCCAACCGAAUUCUUCGGCGAACGUUGCGAGAACAAAAGGCCCGACAGUAGGUACAGCAAUAAUCCCGAAUCAUGCCCAAAUUAUCAUGGAGGUUUUUACUGCUAAAAUAGGCACUUCUAUAGCAUCGAUUGUUUUACGUCGAGUCAAACGCGAGUUAUGCACAAAACCGAAACCGAAUCAAAUUAAGCAAACCGAACUCAGUGCCCAUACCAAAAUAAUGAAUAACAAUAACAUAACAUAAAAUAACUAAACAGAUCUACAAAAUACUACAAACUAAAUAGAUAAAAGCAAAACCAACGAAAUUCCCAUUGCACAUUUCACGGCUAUCCUUCCACAUAGAAGCUUUCUGAAAAGAGCCGAAACGAGAAAGUGAAAUAAACCAAAUAUAGUUGAUAAAGCGACACAACCACACCCAAUCACACAGACAGAAAGUACAAAUACAGUAUGCAGAAUCGGACCCACAAACUUAACUCCAGACACCUAUUCACACUCCACACACCCCUGCAAUCAGUCACUUUGAAAACGACGAACUACAAGUUUUAUUAGAGAACACAUUCCAAAAAGAAACAAAGUAAAGUCUUAAAAACGAAAACAAAGAGUAAACAAAAUAAAUAACUAACCAAGUUAUUCAUAAUAUUUAUUAUUUUGUAAACUAAAGUCACAUUAAGAGCAAUCAUUAAAAACGAGAAUAAUCAAAUAAAUACGAAUAAAAACAAAGGGUGCUAUAGAAGGUUUAUUUUAAAUAGUGUUUACAUAGGAACUUAAUAUAAUUUCAACUCACUCAUCACACAAACCACACCAACCAACACCACAAGUAAAUGUAAAAAAAAACAGCAAAACAAAACAAAAUUAUCAAGCAACUCGAACGGACGGAUAAAAGGACAGGCGGACAGACAAGCGGACAACCAGACAAUUGGACUAUUGGACAAAAGGGAUACUAUCCCCACUUAGUACUGAGAAACUUGUCGAAUCCUUUGGCUCACCCCCACAUCACACAAAAUAUGAAUAUCCAGAUUUACGAUUACAAUCAACAGAGGCUCUCUUAAGUUAGAUACACGAAUAUCCACACGCAUAAACGCUGGCAUCAUCGCCAAAACACUCACCCACAAAAGGCAAUGUACUGACUAAACAAUUGAAACGGGAACUGAAUUUUGUUUUGUUUUCGAUGUAAUUUUUGUAGUUUGCAAAUAUUUAAAACAAACCACAUUCAACUACUCUCCAACGAAUAACCCAUUAUACUCUAUGAUUUGCAAUUAAUUUUAGUUACUACUCGUUAUUAGACAUUAACCCUUGGCUGUAGAUUUUGACAAACCAAAAAAAAAAAAAAAACACCGGAAGAACCCGAUUCAAAUCAAUCAAACCAACAAUUUCAUUCUGCUCCUUGUUUACUUUUAUUUGGUGAUUGUUUUUUUUUUUGUAUUUUUCUCUUGACUAAUCUCCUGCGUUUCCGAUUUGGGUAACUCUGUUCACUAUUACUUCCUUAGUUUGUGCUCGUCUCCUUCAAUAAAUUCCACAGCAAAAAAAGAACUUGAGCUCGAAUGAACCAAAAACACGUAUUUCCAAGUUUUUCCUGCUGAAGGCCUACUCUUCAACGUCCCAUGCAUGGAACUUUUUCCUUUGAGAGCGCAAUUUGAUGCUUGUAGUUGCCCCUAUUUGUGGAAAUGGUGUUAGCCAGCUUUUAGUUAACAGUAAAUGAAGAACUGAAAGAUUAAUUUUUAAUUUUAUUUAUAAUUUAAUCUCUUCACAGAUAUUUUGUUGCAAUCUACGGCCAAAUACAUACCUUAAAUAACGUCUAUUAAUGCAUAGAAUUUUGAUUCAUUAUUUUUAUGAUUUUAUAAACAAAA
Messenger RNA from Drosophila gunungcola (fruit fly), 5747 nucleotides. RefSeq names its product protein vein (gene vn). Bases 2128 to 4008 code for a protein of 626 amino acids. The record is from RefSeq and is a predicted model, not a curated record. The transcript is spliced from 5 exons. Gene Ontology annotation, molecular function: signaling receptor binding. NCBI's taxonomy places the organism in Eukaryota, Metazoa, Arthropoda, Insecta, Diptera, Drosophilidae. Gene Ontology annotation, biological process: nervous system development; animal organ development; intracellular signal transduction.